Molecule: messenger RNA, 1627 nt
Organism: Cheilinus undulatus (humphead wrasse)
Lineage: Eukaryota; Metazoa; Chordata; Actinopteri; Labriformes; Labridae
Product: syncytin-A-like
Exons: 3
Coding region: 64-1449 (461 amino acids)
Source: RefSeq, a predicted model, not a curated record
CUUCGCCUACCUACACUCUGAUUGGAAGAGGAUGAUUAACGCCACGGACAGCGAAGUCAAGCAAUGGAGACGCUAACCCAGGAGAAACAUUACAGGUGGAGAACAACACAGAGGAGGAACCGGACUGUCAGAAGGACCUGCAUUAAUACUACAUCCCGGCGACUCUGCUUUGAUUGGUGGGUUGGUUUAGGACGAAGGACACUCAACAAGAAGGACUAUGUUGCACCACAUAAAUACAUGAUCUGUUUGGAGUCCAUCCUGGGCGCUCCUCUAGCCAUGAAGACUCCAGACUCAAGAGAAGACAGUAUCAACAUUUUCCUGACUAUGGCAUGGCAAGUAGCCAACAGCAUUCGUCCUAAUUCCAGCUGCUAUGUCUGCGGUCUGAUGCCCUACACAGCUGGAGAGGGUUUACCUCUGAUGGCAUUACCUGCCUCUGACUGUGACACCUGUCGCCUCAUGCAUAUCCCCUUGUCUUCGUCUCACCCUGAUUGCAGCAAAGGCUCCAAAAUGAGACCACUCGACUGCUCUGGAGAACAUGCAAACUGUCAAAAGUGUCUUAAACGCCCUAAACCUGUUCCCAUCCAGCUCAUUCCUCAGCCAUUCCCUUGGUGUAUGGAGAAUGAUGGCGACACACCUGUAGGACAAUCAGACUGUCUUCAUACCUUUAAAGGGGGCUCAAAACAGACAAGUAUGGACUUUAAAUCUGUGAAUACAGCACCUCAGAGGUGUUUGGAAGCAGCAGGACAGGCUCGGUUUAGCGCUUUAGCUCGCCGUACUGCUAGCUGCUCCAUCUCCUCUCCUGUAGGAAUGUACUGGGUGUGUGGAAACCUAGCAUACCCUUAUCUACCUGUGGACUACAAAGGACGCUGUGGCUUGGCAUACAUCAUCCCAGCUAUGAGAGUGUCUCACUCCCUGCCACUUAAGCCUCUUAAUAAACGAACACGGCGUGGCGUUUCGGACAUCUUCGGGACUCACCGUCAGUCCCCCUUUAAGAACAUUCUCGGUGCCCUUCUUCCCACAUACGGAGUUAUGUCUACCUUGGAUCAAAUUGCUGAUCUGUCUCAUGCUAUAGAAGUCAUAGCUAAUGAAACCAGUAAGGCUCUCAUGCUGAUAUCCAGUGAACUCGCCUCUGUCAGACUGUUAGCUCUGCAAAACAGAGCAGCUUUGGAUUUUCUGUUAUCAGCCCAAGGAGGAACAUGCGCUAUCAUCGGUUCUGAAUGCUGUACCUUUGUGCCUGAUUAUAAUGCUACCAUUGUUGACAUAAUUAAUCACCUUCAUAGUACUGCUGAUGCUGUUCAUCAGGAGAACAACUCUUUAGUUGACAUGUUGAGUACUUACUUUGGAACAAACAUCUAUCAGAUUAUUCAGAUGAUAAUCUUCUUUAUUGUUUUUGUUGUUUUCCUGUCAUUGUUUACAUCCUGUGUAAAAAAGUUUGUGUUCAAUUUAUGAGUUAUUCACUAUCAACUCUUGAUCCCCCAGCACUAGUAUUAACAUUUUUAAAAUCCUCAGAUGUUACUGGAUAUUUAGAGUAGAGUUAAACUGCAGCAAUAUAUCAAUUAGCAAAUAGUCAAGUCUGUUUUCUCAGCUUGUCCUUUCCUAGUUUUAUCAUAAGAAUUACUUUUACACU